This is a messenger RNA of Neohortaea acidophila, 1123 nucleotides long. Its product is annotated as 60S ribosomal protein L19. The record is from RefSeq and is a predicted model, not a curated record. Gene Ontology annotation, biological process: translation. NCBI's taxonomy places the organism in Eukaryota, Fungi, Ascomycota, Dothideomycetes, Mycosphaerellales, Teratosphaeriaceae. The coding region runs from base 252 to 842 and encodes 196 amino acids. The transcript has 4 exons. Gene Ontology annotation, molecular function: RNA binding; structural constituent of ribosome. Gene Ontology annotation, cellular component: ribosome; cytosolic large ribosomal subunit.
AUUCUACCAACGGUCUAUAUUUGAUAGCACGUCACAAAUGUUUUGCGUGUGUGUAUUGACGAAAACAGGCGUGGAAGACUCAUGAUGAGGGAUUGCUGCACGUGACCAGCGCGCUAGCUCAAUUUUAGCUUUUCGUGUGCCAAGCCCCAAUCCGCACGAAGAAUCCCCUCAUUCGCACCACCUCAUCAAACGUCCCGCGACGCCCCCAGACGCAACAAACCCAUCACCAUCCAUCGUCAAUCACAGUCAAGAUGGUGAACCUUACCACGCAAAAGCGGCUCGCCGCCUCUGUCGCGGACUGCGGCAAGCGCAAGAUCUGGCUCGACCCGAACGAAGUCAACGAAAUCUCCAACGCCAACUCGCGCCAGACCAUCCGCAAACUCAUUGCCGAUGGCCUCAUCAUCCGCAAACCGGUGACGAUGCACUCGCGCAGCCGGGCCCGCGAGCUCACUGCGGCGAGGCGAAUUGGCAGACACAGAGGGUUUGGUAAGAGGAAGGGUACGGCCGAUGCUAGGAUGCCGACUCAGGUCCAGUGGAUGCGUCGUCUUCGUGUCCUCCGCCGUCUGUUGGUCAAGUACCGUGCCGCCGGCAAGAUCGACAAGCACCUCUACCACGAACUCUACCACCUGAGCAAGGGUAACACCUUCAAGCACAAGCGUGCCCUCGUCGAGCACAUCCACAAGGCCAAGGCCGAGAAGCUGCGUGAGCGUCAAAUCAAGGAUGAGAUGGAUGCUAAGCGUGCGAAGAACAAGGCGGCACGUGAGCGGAGACUGGAGCGUAAGGAGGACAAGAAGAAGCAGCUCUUGGGCGACGAUGCGGAUGCCCAGCCCCAGCAGCCGUAGAGUCAUUAUCGUUGGCUGUAGCUUUCUUGCAUUAGAUGAGAGGCAAUGGCUGGUGAAAUGGCAUGUGGUGGAAUGGGGAGGCGGAGUGGUUUCCUUUUUCGUAGUCCGACUUCGCUGGCGUCUCCAGUUGCACGCAUUCGGAGUUCUUAGAGAGACAUGCAAUGCAAAGGAUGAAAAUCAGCUGUGUCUUCAACGUGCAUAUAGCGUAGUAUGACUGGGCCGAAGUGCAUGCACUACUGCCAGCUUGAGUGAUAGGCUAGGCAAAAGAAAAGGGCUGCAUG